UCCAGCAACACGGACCGAGGGAAAGCUUCCGCACUCACUUGGUCAGUGAGAGAAACACAGAAUCAUCACCAGGUUGUUGUUCGAAAUUCACAGUGAUGUGAUUGGGGGAGCAGUUGUCCCAAGUGGAUCAAUGUGCAGGUAGAUGAGCAUUUGUUCGUCUUUGUGCUACAAAGGACCACUCAUUGGGCCGUCUGAGUGAAGCUCCCAAGUCCCAACCAGUCAUGGCAGAACCACUAGACCCAGCUGACCAUCUCCAACAAGAAGAAGCAGCAGGUAUCAAGGGAGAGGACAAUCAGUCUACUGUGAAGAUUACGCAGCAGCAACAUUGUUUAGAUAGCGAUGAGCCUGACGAGAGGACGGUACCUCUGACUGAUGGGUGGAGUCAAGGUGAGUUGUUGAACGAGCUGUAUGUGGAGAAGGGCACCAUCCCUCCAACUGACCUCGCUGGGCAUGGUGAUGACAAUAAUGAUUGCAAAGGAGCACAGAGAGAUGAGGAACCAACAAUGAAAGAAGAGUUUGCUGCUGGGGUGGACCAACUGGGGGAUGAGGAGGCACCGGAGCACACCACACCAGCAACAGAUGGCGACACAAACCAUGAUCAUGCAGACGAUCCCAUAGAAAGGCUCCAGGAAGACCUUCUGUUCCUUAAUGACACAACUAAUGAUGAUCAAAAAGAAUCCAGAAUUUGGAAUCCCGAGGAAGAAGAGACCACACAGGUGCCACGGAAAGCCUCAAUGGAGGAGAUGAUGGAUGAUCGGAGUACGGAGGUGGAGGCCAUUGGCCCGACCACUCAGGAAACAACUGAUUUAGAAGUUACUGGACAACCCGGAGUAAAAAGAUACCUGAUCGGCAUCGGCAUACUGUUGGCCCUCGUCGCCAUGGUAGUGCAGCAUGUCCUCAGCCCCGAGCCCCCGCCUCCGAGCGUCACCUUUCUCAGGAAGCUGGAAAAAGUCGAGUCUCGCUUCCCUCGCCAGCGUCCCGAGCUGUGGAACCGGAGCCGGAUCCACCUGAAGAGGCACCUCCUGACCCAACGUCCCAGCCAGCCCGUCAGUCUGAUCCUGACGGCGGGCGUCGCGGGCCGCCAGACGCUCCGCUGUUUGGCCCGCGACCUGGCCUCCGCCUUCUCCUCCUCGCUGAACGGCUCCGUGCUGCACAUAGAUGGCGCCAGCAGAGCCGGAGAGGACAGCGACCAGGUGAAGCUGGACAUCGACGGCCAGCUGCAGUGGGCCUUUGAAGGAGACAAACCCGUGGCGGUGAUUCACCGCUUCGAGCAGCUGCCACCGGGCUCCACCCUCAUUUUCUACCGCUACUGUGAUCACGAGAACGCGGCGUACAAGAAGACGUUCCUCAUCUUCACAGUCCUACUGGAGGAAGAGGAGGAUAUCCCUGCCGGGACUUCUUUGAGCGCCGUGGAAGAGAUGGUAGACGACCACCUCCAGAGGAAGUUCCUCUCGCACAGUCGUCCCCUGGCCUUCGACAGGAUGGACCUGGACAAGUACAGCGGACUGUGGAGCCGCAUUUCUCACCUCAUCCUUCCUGUUGCUGCGGAAGCGUGGACGGCGCACGAAAGCUGCUGGUGAACACUCUAAUUAUCUUUGGCCGCAUCUUUGAGGUUGUUGGUUGGUGGCCAUAUUGACAGGUUUGCUGAACACGUGGUGACACUUGAAGGACUGUGAUUAACUCCCAUGGAAGUCAGUUGAGCGCAGCAUCACCAGGGCCAACCAAUCUGUAUUUUAGUACGGUGCCAAAUUGUACACCCUCAUAGAUAGACACCUCUUCCAUAUUAACAUCCAUGCAUCAUUUCCUGUGAAAUGAAGGACAAUUAUUAUUUUUUUAAAUCAAUGUUUUAAAUUUCCAAUUUAAAUUUUUUCAAAACAGAUUUUUUUUCCCCAUGUUCAUGAAAAUAAGUUCAGUAGGUUUUUGAAACAGCACUGAUUCAUGAAGACUAAACGGUGGUGGAUGUGGGCUUAAGUGUAGACAUUUACUUGUGUACAAUAUGAAAAGAACCUUGUAAGAUAAAAAUGACUUGUAAUUUAAGCAGUGUUCUUCGAUGCACAAUGAUGUCAAAAAGAAGUCUUAUAGUACAAAUUGAGAAAUUUUAAUAUUCUAAUUAUUAUUUUUAAAUCACCACUAUUUAUAUUCAUAACAAAUGUAAACCUAAACCAAGAAAAGAAGCUCUGUGCAGGAUCACGACAGGAAAAUGAUUAUUUUAUUUAACCAAUAUGUGUUUUUUUUUAAUGAUUUUUUUUGUCCGCCAUCUUGUUUUUUUGCUGAUCACUUAUUACUUACAGCACAAUAAUACACAACACUAUUUUAAUAGAAUCUUUUCUGCAAUCGGCAAUCAUCCUCUGGCACCACACUGCGGUGUGCUUUUACCGAUCUUCCUCUGUCAUACUCCAGGAAGACAGUUCUGUUCUACUUCAUACUGUACAUGAGCCUUCAAUCAAAUAAAGAAAAUUCUCAGGCUUGUUAGCGUCAUUGCAGUGCACGCCAGUACCUAUAGAGUGCAGCAUUUAGCAAAGCCAGAGGUGAAAACCAAGGCUCAGCAAAUUUGUGCUCAAGGGCCACAAAGUUUUAUUAGAUGGAGCAGGUCAUAUGUUGAUGAGGUUAAAUGAAAAACAAAACUGUAAAGGUUUAUUGUACUAAAAUGUUUAAAAAUUCCUGCUCAUCUUGAAUACAUUAAAAAAAUGACUUUUUACAAAUAUAAAAUUUUAGUAUUUACAAUUAAUUAAACAUUUUCAUGAACCAAUUUUAGGAAGAAUCAAUGCAACAAAUAGUUUUUAGUAAUAAUUCAUGCUCUACAUAUUUUUGAAUUAAUAUAAAUAAUGAGCAAUCACACAUCUACAGAAUUGUUUACAAAUAUCUUAAUUUUACAACCCCAAUUCCAAUGAAUUUGGGACGUGUUAAACAAAAACAGAAUACAAUGAUUUGCAAAUCAUGUUCAAUCUAUAUUUAAUUGAAUACACUACAAAGACAAGAUAUUUAAUAUUCAAACUGAUAAACUAUUGUUUCUAGCAAAUGAGGAUAGGUGGCAAAAAAGACUGAGAUCCCUCAGGCGGCACUGCAUCAAAAACUGACAUCAGUGUAUAAAGGAUAUCACCACAUGGGCUCAGGAACACUUCAGAAAACCAAUGUCAGUAAAUACAAUUCGGCGCUACAUCCGUAAGGGCAACUUGAAACUCUACUAUGCAAAGCAAAAGCCAUCUAUCAACAAUACCCAGAAACGCCGCCGAGCUCAUCUAAGAUAGACUGAUGAAAAGUGGAAAAGGGUUCUGUGGUCCGACGAGUCCACAUUUCAAAUUUCUUUGGGAAAUUGUGGACAUCGUGUCCUCCGGGCCAAAGAGGAAAAGAACCAUCCAGACUGUUAUGGAUGCAAAGUUGAAAAGCCAGCAUCUGUGAUGGUAUGGGGCUGUGUUAGUGCCAAUGGCAUGGGUAACUUACACAUCUGUGAAGGCACCAUUAAUGCUGAAAGGUACAUACAGGUUUUGGAGAAAUGCUGCCAUCCAAGCAACUUCUUUUUCAUGGACGCCGCUGCUUAUUUCAGCAAGAUAAUGCCAAACCAUAUUCUGCACAUUUUGCAACAUGGUGGCUUCGUCGUAAAAGAGUGCGUGUACGAGAUUGGCCUGCCUGCAGUCCAGACCUGUCUCCCUUUGAAAAUGUGUGGCGCAUUAUGAAGCGUAAAAUACGACAACGGAAACCCCGAAAUGUUGAACAGCUGAAGCUGUACAUCAAGCAAGAAUGGGAAAGAAUUCCACGUACAAAGCUUCAACAAUUAGUGUCCUCAGUUCCCAAACGGUUAUUGAAUGUUGUUAAAAGAAAAGGCGAUGUAACACAGUGGUAAA
This is a messenger RNA of Phycodurus eques (leafy seadragon), 3842 nucleotides long. Its product is annotated as torsin-1A-interacting protein 2-like. Gene Ontology annotation, biological process: membrane organization. Gene Ontology annotation, cellular component: membrane. The transcript has 7 exons. Lineage: Eukaryota; Metazoa; Chordata; Actinopteri; Syngnathiformes; Syngnathidae. Bases 222 to 1580 code for a protein of 452 amino acids. Gene Ontology annotation, molecular function: ATPase activator activity. The record is from RefSeq and is a predicted model, not a curated record.